Meriones unguiculatus (Mongolian gerbil) is the source of this 828-nucleotide messenger RNA. Its product is annotated as igE-binding protein-like. The record is from RefSeq and is a predicted model, not a curated record. NCBI's taxonomy places the organism in Eukaryota, Metazoa, Chordata, Mammalia, Rodentia, Muridae. Bases 1 to 828 code for a protein of 275 amino acids. Gene Ontology annotation, biological process: viral process. The transcript has 3 exons.
AUGAGGAAAAAUGAUACCAUCCGGAUGAGCGGCCGUUACUAUUAUAUCAAAAGCAAAGUAAGACACAAAAAUUUUCAGACUUUUCCAGUAUUUGAAGAUGUGGAGGGAGGCCAUGUCCAUGUGCCUGUAGAUUACCCUCUAGUCAAGGAACUGGCAGAGUCAGUUAAUAAGUACAGGAUGGAUGCUAAUUUCACAAUUAUGCAGCUUGAGAGGCUAGGCUCUACAGCAAUGACCCCAAAUGAUUGGCAGACUGUAGUGAAAGCUGCCUUCCCUAAUAUGGGAGUGUAUUUAGAAUGGAAAGCCCUAUGUUAUGAUGCCUGUCAAACCCAAGCUAGGGCUAAUGUCAAUGCAGAAGACAAUCAACGACACUGGACAUUUGAGCUACUAACAGGACAAGGUCCGCAUGUCCAGACAGAUUAUGAUUGGGGAGCGUAUAUCCAAAUAUCUGCUGCUGCAAUUAAAGCAUGGAAGGCCCUUUCAAAGAAGGGUGAGACCAAAGGCCAUUUAACAAAAAUUAUCCAGGGUCCUCAGGAGUCAUUCCCAGAAUUUGUGGCCAGAAUGACGGAUGCAGCAAGCAGGAUAUUUGGAGACCCAGAAAGGGUCCAGCCAAUGAUAGAACAACUGGUGUAUGAAAAUGCUUCACCAGAAUGCAAGGCAGUCAUUACCCCCAGAAGGAACAAAGGACUGACAGACUGGAUAAAGGGCCCCAAGUCUCAGGGCCCCAGAAAAAAUGGAACACAGACAGACAACAGGAGGGCUUAUCCAGCUGUAGAGAAACAAGAGGAGCAGCAGGCCUGGACCACCGUUCCACCUCCCAAUUCUUAUUAA